Argentina anserina (silverweed cinquefoil) is the source of this 3059-nucleotide messenger RNA. Its product is annotated as ammonium transporter 1 member 2-like. The transcript has 11 exons. Gene Ontology annotation, molecular function: ammonium channel activity. Lineage: Eukaryota; Viridiplantae; Streptophyta; Magnoliopsida; Rosales; Rosaceae. Gene Ontology annotation, biological process: ammonium transmembrane transport; ammonium homeostasis. The record is from RefSeq and is a predicted model, not a curated record. Gene Ontology annotation, cellular component: plasma membrane. Bases 1 to 2592 code for a protein of 863 amino acids.
AUGGCUUCUCUUCUUCUCUCCCUCCAACCUCCGACCAAUCUCACUUCCUCCACUACCCUCCUCUUUCUCCGAAAUCCCCACCGCAUCCCCACUUCAACAACCUCCCUUAAACCCAAAACCCUCACAUUCAAACCCUUCACCACUUGCUUCUCCCUCGCCGAAUCCGACUCCCCCAAAUCUUUACGACCCGAAACCCGACUCGUCCUCCAAGACGUCGCUGACAGCUUUGAUCUUCCUCCGGACUACUUUGCUAAGCUGCCCAAUGAUCUUCGUCUCGAUCUGAAUGAUGCUGCUUUUGAUCUUUCGAAUGGGAAGAUCAUCGAUGAGUAUGGUCAAGAGUUGGGAGAGAAACUGUUAAAUCUAUCCCGUGCGUGGGAAGUAGUUGACACGUCAACUUCACACAGUUUAGCUAGCAAGCUCCCUGAAUUGGAAGAAUCUUUGACAAACAAUGCCAAAUCAGCACUUGGGAAGCGUUUGGUUUCCGCUGGAAGAAGGUUCCAGUCUAUGGGACAGUAUGGUGAAGGUGAACUGCAAAAGAUUGCAAAAACAAUGACUACAGCCGGAAAGCUUCUAUCUGCAACUUCAAUAUCCACUGCAACUAAUGAAGAACCAAAGAAUGAAAGCAGGAUGCUGAAGUUUGGAGAACUUCAGCUUGAGCUUACAUCAGAAAAAGCCACCAUUGGUGCUAUUAUCAGCUUUGCCUUCGGGAUUCUUUCAUGGCAAUUAGCUCAAGGCGUCCAAAACAUCCCAGAGAACUCAUUGCAGUAUGCAAAUGACAAUGCUUUGCUGCUGGCUAAGUCUUUGAGGGGAGCUCUUCUUGCAGCUUGCUAUUCCUCAGCAGUAUUGUGUGCUUUUACUACCUUCGGACUUAUCUUACUUGGAAGGCAACUAAAGUCACCAGAAGAAAAUUUUGAGGUCACCAUUUUGGAGCCUUGUUAUGGAUUUUGCAAUGUUAUUAGUCCUUACGUUGCUGGCUUAUAUCACUGCAUCACUCACCACCACUCCCUUCCCUCUAUAAAAACAGCACAAUCUGUACUCUACUUCACACAUGUAAAUAGAUCGACAUUACACACAAAGAUGGCGAGCCCUCUCAGCUGCUCAGCCUCCGACCUAACCCCCCUCCUCGGCUCCGCCCCUGGCAACCUCAACACCACCCUCCUCGCCGACUUCCUCUGCUCCCGCUUCACAGCCAUCUCCACUAAGUUUACCGAAACCACCUAUGCCGUGGACAACACGUAUCUUCUCUUCUCUGCCUACCUCGUCUUCGCUAUGCAGCUCGGUUUCGCCAUGCUCUGCGCCGGCUCCGUCCGCGCCAAAAACACCAUGAACAUCAUGCUCACCAACGUCCUCGACGCCGCUGCCGGGGGCCUCUCCUACUACCUCUUCGGCUUUGCCUUCGCCUUUGGAGCCCCCUCCAACGGCUUCAUCGGCCGUCACUUCUUCGGCCUCAACGACUACCCCUCUGUGACCGGAGACUACAGCUAUUUCCUCUACCAAUGGGCCUUCGCCAUAGCUGCCGCCGGAAUCACCAGCGGUUCAAUCGCCGAGAGAACUCAAUUUGUGGCGUACCUCAUCUACUCUUCAUUUCUCACCGGCUUUGUUUACCCAGUAGUUUCUCAUUGGUUCUGGUCAGCGGACGGAUGGGCUAGUCCUAUUCGCCCUGAUAAUCUACUCUUUGGCUCCGGAGCCAUCGACUUUGCCGGAUCCGGCGUCGUCCAUAUGGUCGGUGGAAUAGCCGGUUUAUGGGGUGCCCUAAUUGAAGGACCCAGAAUUGGAAGAUUCGACAGGGCCGGCCGGUCCGUAGCGUUACGUGGACACAACGCUUCCCUAGUUGUUCUCGGCACGUUCUUGCUUUGGUUCGGCUGGUACGGAUUCAACCCCGGCUCUUUUCUCACCAUCGUUAAGGCGUACGGCGACGGCGGCAGUUACUACGGGCAGUGGAGCGCCAUCGGGAGGACAGCUGUCACUACCACCUUGGCGGGAUGCACAGCCGCGCUAACCACCUUGUUCGGAAAGCGCUUAUUGGUUGGACACUGGAAUGUUUUAGAUGUCUGCAACGGUCUGUUAGGUGGCUUUGCUGCGAUCACCUCCGGUUGCUCGGUGGUGGAGCCCUGGGCGGCGAUCGUGUGCGGAUUUGUUGCUGCAUGGGUUCUAAUCUGUUGCAAUAAGCUCGCAGAGAAGGUGAAGUACGACGAUCCUUUAGAGGCGGCGCAGCUGCAUGGAGGGUGCGGCGCAUGGGGGUUGAUAUUUACGGGUUUGUUCGCGACGAAGAGAUAUGUGAACGAGGUGUACCCGGGAAGGCCGGGGAGACCUUACGGACUGUUCAUGGGUGGUGGAGGGAAGCUGCUGGCGGCGCAAGUGGUGCAGAUACUAGUGGUCAUGGGGUGGGUGACGGUGACUAUGGGGCCGCUGUUUUACGGGCUUCAUAAGCUGAAGCUGCUGCGGGUCUCCGACGAGGAUGAGACGGCGGGGAUGGAUUUGACCAGGCAUGGAGGGUUUGCUUAUGUGUACAAUGAUGAGGACGAGGCAAGUAAACCAGGGUUUAUGAUGAGGAGGGUGGAGCCCACGGAUGAUUCCAGUCCUGUCCCUUAGUGGUUUUGUUUCACUAUUUCUGUGGUGGUUCUAUUUUUGAGUUGAAUCUCUUUUCGUAGAAUGGUUGGAUGUUCGAGCAAGAUUUAAAAAAGAAAAGAACAAGGAACAAUGUGUAUGGAUGACACUCUUUGUACUCCAUACAAUGGUUCGUAUAUGUAUACUUUCUAGUAGAUACACUAUGCUCUUUCAUGUUCCAUUUGGAGAGCCUUGAUAUGUUAUAUUAGCUGCAUAAGGUCUACUUCAUAUUGAUGAUAUGGAUACAGUUAGAGGGGAAAUAAGAAGACUUUGGACACUAUAAGCAACCUUUGGGAUUUCCUAUAUUGUUGCAGAUAUAGGCAACAUCUAUCAGCUAGGUUAUUGAGGCACAAGUAUUAGGUAGGCUUCAUUGAGAUCAACGUUUAAUUCUUCUAGACUUAUGCAUAUGUGUUUGAAGUUAUUAUAUAUUAUAAUAAUAAUAAUUGGUACUA